AUGAGCGAAAAUCCUGAAUAUAAUAAAGAUGAAGAAAUAGGCCCAACCAUUAUUCAGUCAUUGUGUAUGAACUGUUAUAAAGAAGGCGAAACAAAAUUAUUACUUACGUCAAUUCCGCAAUUCAAAGAAGUAAUAUUAAUGUCAUUUGAAUGUCCACAUUGUGGAUUUAAAAAUAACGAGAUCCAAUCAGGAGGUGUUUUGCAGGAUAAGGGGGAGUGUAUUGAGUUAGUUGUAACGAAUGUUUCUGAUCUAGAUAGACAAAUUGUAAAAUCAGAAUUCGCAACUAUUUCAAUAUUAGAGCAAGAGCUUGACAUCCCUCCAUCUACUCAAAAAGGUGUAAUUUCAACUAUUGAAGGUAUAAUCACAAAAACUAUUCAAGGUCUUUCGCUCAAUCAAGAAGCGAGAAUUGCUGAAGAUCAACAAGUAGGUAACAAGAUUGAAAAAAUUAUUAAUAAUUUAAAAGGGUAUCUAGAAGGUAAGGGGCUUCCCUUUACUAUUAAACUAGAUGAUCCAAGUGGAAAUAGCUUUAUCCAAAAUCCAAUUGCGCCUCUUGUUGACCAUAAUAUGAAAAGAAAACUUUAUGAUCGAACAAAAAAGCAGUUGGAAGAAAUGGGAUACUUUGGAGUUCAGAAUCUGCAAAAUGAAGAAAGUCAUCGUAUUUCUACAUAUCAGCCAAGAAAAGAUAAUCCAAAUAAUACAUUUAGCAAAGGAGCAGAUAUUCCAGAUCACCUCAUUCCUCAUUAUAUUGACUUAAAUAAGAGUAUUGAGGAUCAAGGCGAAAUGAGUAACAAUGAUGAUCGUAUUAAGUUCGAUGUGCCUUGUCCAAACUGUGGUAAUAAUGGUGAGAGCGAUGUAUGUGAAAUAGAUAUUCCUGGUUUCAGAAGAUGCCUUAUUAUGGCAUUUGUUUGCAGUUUUUGCGGGAUUAAAACAAAUGAAUUAAAGCCUUCAGGUGCGUAUGGUGAGCUUGCAAAAAAAUGGAUUUUAUCUGUCGAAAACGAACUAGAUUUAAAUAGAGACGUCUUAAAAAGUGAUACUGCUUCAAUUGAGAUUCCUGAGAUUGAACUUGAAAUGGGAAUGGGAUCUUUGGGAUCAUUAUUUACGACUGUCGAGGGUAUGAUUAUUAAAAUUACAGAUUCCCUGAAAGAUUGCUUUACUUUCCAGGGUGAUUCUGCAACAUCUGAACAAAAGAAAGGUUUUCAAAAAGUAAUUCAAAACCUGGAAAAUUUAUUAGAAAAAAAAGAAAAGUUUACUUUAAUUAUUGACGAUGCAGCAGACCAUAGCUUUAUUGGUAAACGUAUUGUUAAUGGCCAAUUUAUCCAAGAUGAUCAACAAUUGAAAACAGAGAAAUAUCAACGUACUAACGAUCAAAAUGAAAGUCUUGGAAUCAAUGAUAUUAAGGUGGAGAAUUACUCUGAGUCUGAAAAUUGA
Molecule: messenger RNA, 1428 nt
Organism: Cryptosporidium ubiquitum
Lineage: Eukaryota; Apicomplexa; Conoidasida; Eucoccidiorida; Cryptosporidiidae
Product: zinc finger domain-containing protein
Exons: 2
Coding region: 1-1428 (475 amino acids)
Cellular component (GO): nucleus; cytoplasm
Molecular function (GO): zinc ion binding
Source: RefSeq, a predicted model, not a curated record